Rhipicephalus microplus (southern cattle tick) is the source of this 1472-nucleotide messenger RNA. RefSeq names its product omega-amidase NIT2. The record is from RefSeq and is a predicted model, not a curated record. Gene Ontology annotation, molecular function: omega-amidase activity. Gene Ontology annotation, biological process: oxaloacetate metabolic process; L-glutamine metabolic process. Gene Ontology annotation, cellular component: mitochondrion. NCBI's taxonomy places the organism in Eukaryota, Metazoa, Arthropoda, Arachnida, Ixodida, Ixodidae.
GGCACUCGUCGAAAUAACGAGAUUUUGGUUUUGUAGGCGGGUUCUGCCUUCAGCUGGCCGCUCUGGAUAACACUGACGGAUCUAUUAAACGAGCCUGUUUGCGUUGUUAUCUGUUGCUGCAGUCACUAACGCACAGAUGUUUUUAAACUUUCUUGGUUAGCUCCGGCGUGAUGUGGGCAUGAUACGUUGCUACAAAAGCCGGUGUCUACAGCGAGUCAGGUGAUCCUCCGCUACCAUACACCGUGCAUCGCCUGACGUUUGCCUGCCGACCAAACAAGAUCAGCAAUGGCCAGCACUAGAUUCCGUGUCGCGCUCAUCCAGCUCGCGGUGAAAGCAAGCAAGGCAGAUAACCUCGCUCGCGCCGGAGUCGAAAUCAAGAAAGCCGCGUCGAGCGGAGCGAAGUUCGUGUGCCUGCCCGAAUGUUUCGGCUUUCCGUACGGCGCCCAGUACUUCCCGAAGUACGCCGAGUCAAUCCCCGGUGAGACCAGCGAGAUGUUGUCUAAAGCUGCACGAGAGAACGGCGUCUAUCUCAUCGGAGGAUCGAUGGCCGAAACGGAGAACGGCAAGCUCUACAACACCUGUCUUGUCUACGGUCCUGACGGUGAAAUGCUCGCAAAGCACCGCAAGGUUCACCUCUUCGACAUUGACAUUCCCGGAAAGAUAACGUUCAGGGAAUCCGACAGCUUCACGGCCGGCAACAGCCUGACCACGUUCGACACCCCUUACUGCAAGGUGGGCCUCGGCAUCUGCUACGACCUUCGUUUCGCCCAAAUGGCGCAGCUCUACGCCAAACAGGGUUGCAAGCUGCUCUUUUACCCCGGUGCCUUCAACAUGACCACGGGGCCUCUUCAUUGGGAGCUGCUUCAGCGCGGCAGGGCAGUCGACAAUCAGCUGUACGUGGCGACUGCGUCGCCGGCUAGAGACGAGAGCGCUUCUUACGUCGCGUGGGGUCACAGCAUGCUUGUCGAUCCCCUCGGCAAAGUCGUCGCUUCGGCGGGCGCCUACGAAGAAGUAGUCAUUGCAGAGGUGGACCUGGAGCACCUCGAAGCCACCAGAAACCAGAUACCGAUUACCAAGCAGAAAAGGGAUGAUUUGUACGAUGUUGUUAGCAUAGGCGAUGGGAAAUAUGUGUGAGAGAAGUGUGGUGCUCUCUAACCAUGCCGGCUUUUUUUCUUGUAAACUUGUUCAAAAGUCCACAAGACCUUGCGGCAUGAUGGGAAGCCGAUCUCUCUCUCUUUUUUUUUUUUACAGAAAAAUUGUUGCAUUGGGUGAUAAAAGCUUAUUGGUUUUUGUCAUCAUCUUGCCAGUUUUAGUCACCUGUACCAAUAAUUAAAUAAUGUUUAAGAAGCUUGUGUAAACUGGAUUUCUCCAUGUUAGCUGAUCCAGCAUUACCAUUUUGUGUGUGGCUGGUUCAUUUUCGAGUACACACACUAAGGUGGCUAAACACCUACGGCGUUGCACUGCUGUUCUGU